AUGUCUACCUCUAAGCUACCCUGCAUUCCUUCACUUCGAAAGCAGCAGCUUCACCUGGAAUUUGCGAGUUUAAGACAUGCAGCACCGCCAGGGGUUUACAUGAGCCUCGCCCCGGGGGACCCAACUCUCUGGAAUGGAGUAAUUUUUGUUCGCUCAGGCCCGUAUGCCUCGGCCGUCCUCCGAUUUCAGCUCCGCUUCCCAGACACCUACCCCGAUCUCCCCCCUCUGGUUACCUUUGCGACCGACUUGUUCCACCCAUUGAUUGUACCCCUCACCACGUACACCUUCAGCACUGGUUCAGCAAGCGACAAUCCUGUUAGCGCAACGGAUGAAGAACGAUUACCACCCGGCGGGUUCAGUCUGCGACAUGGAUUUCCUCAUUGGUUCGGCAGGGCAAAGCGGAGCGGGUUAGUAUCGGGGAACACCUCACGUAACGUGAGCGGCACCAGUGCAAGUAUUGCAUCGAUUGAAGGACGGAGCUCUGGUGGUCCUGCUAUGGAUGAUGGCGACGGGAUGGACAUGUCAACCCCUCCGGUUUCGUCGGCGGCUCGUGAGGAUGACGAUGCAGGAAACCCACCUUUAGCACAGGGGCCCGCUUCAGAUCAGCUUGCAGAGCGAAGGACUGUAGUUCCAGUCUCAGAGAUUUUGGAUUACAUCCGAUCAACGUUUGACGACGAGAUGGUUCUGGAUUCGCUGCCUCUCGAGGUUGCAGGAAACCCUGGAGCAUGGCAUGCAUGGCAGGCACAUCGCCGAGGCGGUGUUUCUCGGGGGCAAUUGAAACGAGGAAGUCCACAGGCUCGGCUUCCAGGCGAUUGGCACUGGGACGGCAUUUGGGCCAGGCGGGUUAAAGAUGAGAUCGAUAAUUCCCAUUCUGAGCCGAUGCUUUUUGGAAGCGCUGCUAGGGGUACUGCGGAUGAAAUGAUUCGCUUCUCGCGGCUGGAUGACUCGACCAUGAGCUCAGUCAAGGAGAAGAUGGCUGCUAUGGCAGGGAACGAGAUAUAG
This is a messenger RNA of Penicillium bovifimosum, 1002 nucleotides long. Its product is annotated as putative ubiquitin-conjugating enzyme. The record is from RefSeq and is a predicted model, not a curated record. Bases 1 to 1002 code for a protein of 333 amino acids. Lineage: Eukaryota; Fungi; Ascomycota; Eurotiomycetes; Eurotiales; Aspergillaceae. The transcript has 4 exons.